AGAACAUUUACUGAAGAAGAGGUUCGUAUUUGGGAAGUACGCUUUCAUCCAACGGAAGUUUAGAAAUUCAAGAUGGCGCUGGACGGAAUGGACCAUAAUAUGGAGAUGGAGGACAGUAAAGGUGGUUCUGGUCUCCGGCAAUACUACUUGUCCAAAAUAGAAGAGUUACAGUUGACAGUGAAUGACAAGAGUCAGAAUCUCAGACGUCUACAGGCUCAGAGGAAUGAACUCAAUGCAAAAGUGCGUCUCCUUCGUGAGGAGCUGCAGUUGCUACAGGAGCAGGGUUCCUAUGUUGGAGAGGUGGUGAGGGCCAUGGACAAAAAGAAAGUGCUGGUCAAGGUCCAUCCAGAGGGAAAAUUUGUGGUGGAUGUGGAUAAGAAUAUUGACAUCAAUGAUGUGACUCCAAAUUGCCGCGUGGCACUGCGCAACGACAGCUACACCCUUCACAAGAUCCUGCCCAACAAGGUGGACCCGCUGGUCUCCCUCAUGAUGGUGGAGAAAGUUCCCGACUCCACCUACGAGAUGAUUGGCGGCCUGGACAAGCAGAUCAAGGAGAUCAAGGAAGUGAUCGAGCUGCCAGUCAAGCACCCAGAGCUCUUCGAGGCUCUCGGCAUUGCACAGCCCAAGGGCGUGCUGCUGUACGGCCCCCCAGGCACAGGGAAGACCCUGCUGGCCAGAGCUGUGGCCCACCACACCGACUGCACCUUUAUCAGGGUGUCAGGCUCGGAGCUGGUGCAGAAGUUCAUUGGAGAGGGUGCCCGCAUGGUGCGCGAGCUGUUCGUCAUGGCCCGCGAGCACGCACCCUCCAUCAUCUUCAUGGACGAGAUCGACUCCAUCGGUUCGUCACGUCUGGAGGGGGGCAGUGGGGGCGACAGCGAGGUGCAGAGGACCAUGCUGGAGCUGCUGAACCAGCUGGAUGGCUUCGAGGCCACCAAAAACAUCAAGGUCAUCAUGGCCACCAACCGUAUUGACAUCCUAGACUCUGCCUUGCUCCGGCCCGGCCGCAUCGACAGGAAGAUCGAGUUCCCCCCUCCCAAUGAAGAGGCCCGUUUGGACAUUCUGAAGAUCCACUCAAGGAAGAUGAACUUGACGCGUGGUAUUAACCUGAGGAAGAUUGCAGAACUGAUGCCCGGAGCCUCCGGGGCCGAGGUUAAGGGUGUGUGCACCGAGUCAGGGAUGUACGCCCUCAGGGAGAGGAGAGUGCACGUCAACCAGGAGGACUUUGAGAUGGCUGUUGCCAAGGUGAUGCAGAAGGACAGCGAGAAGAACAUGUCCAUCAAGAAACUCUGGAAGUAGACCUUUGGGAUUUUUUGGGACCCGAGGGCAGACCUGCAAAGUCACACAUGUAUAUUUUUACUCUUGUUUAGGAUUGGUUUAUAAUUGUUACCCAAAAUUAAUUCUAAAAUAAAUGGUGUCUCCCCACUGAGAAACAAG
This is a messenger RNA of Coregonus clupeaformis (lake whitefish), 1434 nucleotides long. Its product is annotated as 26S proteasome regulatory subunit 8. The transcript is spliced from 12 exons. Gene Ontology annotation, cellular component: proteasome regulatory particle, base subcomplex. Gene Ontology annotation, molecular function: ATP hydrolysis activity; proteasome-activating activity; ATP binding. The record is from RefSeq and is a predicted model, not a curated record. NCBI's taxonomy places the organism in Eukaryota, Metazoa, Chordata, Actinopteri, Salmoniformes, Salmonidae. Gene Ontology annotation, biological process: proteasome-mediated ubiquitin-dependent protein catabolic process. Bases 73 to 1296 code for a protein of 407 amino acids.